Molecule: messenger RNA, 5245 nt
Organism: Periophthalmus magnuspinnatus
Lineage: Eukaryota; Metazoa; Chordata; Actinopteri; Gobiiformes; Gobiidae
Gene: tmx1
Product: thioredoxin-related transmembrane protein 1
Exons: 8
Coding region: 29-964 (311 amino acids)
Source: RefSeq, a predicted model, not a curated record
AAAGCGGAAGUGAAAGAGCCCGAGCGUCAUGGCGUGUUGUGCAGCGGGCAGCAGAAGAAGUAGCGGGACUUUCGCAAUGUUUUCUUUACUUAGACAGACAAAACAGCGUCUUUUCAUUUGCUCUCUGUUUAUAAUAUUUAGUUUAGCUUCUUGUCCAGUGGAAGCCAAGCCGGAUACGCUCAAAGAAGUGACGGACUCGAACUGGGAGGACAUCCUGACUGGAGAAUGGAUGAUUGAAUUCUAUGCUCCAUGGUGCCCAGCGUGCCAGCAGCUCCAGCCGACCUGGAAGGAGUUUGCCGACUGGGGGGACGACAUGGGGGUCAACAUUGCCAAGGUGGAUGUGACCGAGCAACCUGGCUUGAGCGGUAGAUUCAUCAUCACAUCUCUUCCUACUAUUUACCAUUGUAAAGAUGGCAUAUUCAGAAAGUACCAUGGACCUAGGACCAAAGAUGACUUCCUCAGCUUUGUUGAUGAGCAGAAGUGGAAAUCUAUUGAACCCAUCUCCUCCUGGUUUGGCCCCUCCUCAUUUCUAAUGAAUGCCAUGUCGGCUUUGUUCAAACUUUCCAUGUUCAUCAGACGUUGCCAUAACUACAUGACAGACGAGGUGGGGAUUCCAAACUGGGGCUCGUACGUGAUCUUUGGUUUGGUCACUCUGUUUUCUGGACUGGCCUUGGGUCUGGUGCUUGUCUUCAUCGCAGAUUAUGUCUUCCCCUCAAGAAGAUUUUCCUCAUCUGAAUACUACCAGAAGAAACAAGCUGCAGAGCAGGCGCGGCUGAUGCAGGACGAUGAACACGAAGCCGACGGAGAGGAGGAAGACGAGGAGGAUGAAGACGAAGUGUGGAGACGGAGGAGAGCGCCCCAGGAAGGCCGCUCCGAGAACAUAGCUCAGCCCACAGACGGAGCGCUGAGGAAGAGAGCCGUGAGGGGCCGAGGAGCCGAAGAGGAGGAUGAGAGUGAGAGUUAGGGAAGAGCACAUUAUUUUAGUGAAUACUUUCUCCUAAAUAACUCCUCAAUUCCUCUGUUUUUAGCCUUAAAUAGAUUUGACUUGAGAACAGAUGCAGAGCUAAACAUUAGACUGGCACUUUGAAAGUACAGCGCCUAUUAUAUUUGCCAUAAAAACACAGUCCACACUGGUGCUUGUCUCUAUGGAGAUGUGUUUGCUUUGCCAGGAAUGUUACACAGUAUGCAAUUAAGCCUAUCUAUCUUAUCUCCAUGGAGUCAAGAAAGUGACGUCACCAGAUGACUCUACAGGUCAGAUCUGUGGAGAAACGAUCCUGUAAGAAUGCGUGUCUGUGGAGGUACGUUUGAGCAACCUGUAAUAGAACAAAUGCAACAUGAGUUUAAUGUGGUACUGUGAAACAUUUAGGGCAAAGCGCAGACAUCAUCUUAGCGACAAGCAGGUGAUAGACUCUCCACCAGGACGAGGUCACUGGGUACUUGGUGCGUUUGUUUUCUCUUGGCAUAUUUCGUUGACUUUGAGUAAAAGCUUUGGGAUUGAGGAGUUAUGGAUUUGAGAAAUUUGGAAGAUUGAAAUUGGGCCGUAGAGACUCGACAAGAGGGCGGCCAUAUUGGAGUGGGCAGGGCUAAACAGCAGGCGAUAUCCAAACCAACUUCAAAACUACUCCUGCUACUUCCGGCUUGUUAGUUUGACGCUUUAGAUGACAGGAACUAACUGUAUCUGUUGUGGAUUGCUCUGGAGAUGAAACCUUUUGAGAAGAAGCUGGAUUUGAAGCAACCGACCUUUGUUCCUUGGACUUUUGUAAGUUUAAGUGUGAAACGGUUUACCAUUACAGACAUACUCAUCAAGACUUGAAAUGGCAUCCUAACCGGUGAAAUGUGUGAAGCAAAUUUUUAGUCUAAACCAGUCAUAGACGAUCAUUUAACCAGGAGUAAUUUCGAUAGACGAUAAACGAUAAGAUUUAAACUAAUUUAUGCCACUGACACAACAACCCAAGAGAAGAUUUAAACCACAAAAAUCAUAAAUCUGCAAUAUUAUUAAAAACCAUGAGGUGCAAUAAAUAAACAGCAGAAUGAAACACUUUAGUUGUUAGUUUGCAUCUGUAAUGAGUCAGACAAGUUAUUAAUUCAACCUUUAAUAGCUUAAAUCUUAUCCUAAACCCAGGAAAAUUACCAAAAAUUCUCCAGUGGUGCAAAGAAAAUGUACACCACAAAAAAUAUUGUUCCAGCUUCGUAUAUAGAAAGAUAAGUGAAUAAAUGCAAGAUAGUUUAAUGUUAUACUGUGGAAUUUUCUAAGCAAAACGAUAACACCUCCAUGGAGACGAGCAGAUAGCAAACCCUCCACCAGAAAAGUUAUAUAGUGUAGCUUUGAAAAGGUCUUUAAGCGUCUAUUUAUUUUUUGCCAGUUUAGAGAACAAGCAGCAGAACAAAAAUAAUCUAUUGUUCCAGAUUUCAUCUAUAGAAACGAUAAGUUGAUCUAGUGAUUAUCACGAUAGGGCUGUAAGUACAACACAGGCUGCUGAGCAUACUGUUUAUUUCCAACUCAAAUUGGGUCAUUUUGAGAUUUUUAGACUUUGGACUAUGACUGAAGAAGAACAUAUUUCUGUUAGAUAUCUGUAUAAUACCUCAGUCGUCCAGGUCUGAUCCAUAGUAAAAGCCAAAGGUAAAUCUGUCAACUGGACAAAACUUUGUAGGAGUGAAGAUGUUUGGCUGCUCAUUCAAAGAAUUUUCAGACAGUUUGAGAUUCCACUCUAUUUCAAACCUACAUUUCAAACACUCGAAGACAGAAACUGGGUCACCCAAAGGACAAAACCCUGAGCCAUAAACAAACUAAUGUGCUCUACUCCAUUCAAUGUAGUGAAGAGGGCUGUGAGCCACUCCAUAGUACCAACAUCAUCGAGAGAGCUGCUCAGGACCCCAAUCUGCUGUACAUCUCCAUCUCAAAGACACUAACCACUCCUUUGAAGAUAGUGAGGUACAGCCAGCGAAAAAAAUGGCUUGAGAGGGGAGUUAAAGAAGCUAUUUAUGUUAGGAAACACAAUCCUUCCUUGAACAGGAAUGGGGGCCUUAGACAUAAUCUCUUCUCCAACUAUAACUCCAUCCUCAGACCCAAAGCAAACAAAGAGAACAAUAGAGCGAGACAGUAGGGGCAUUAAAGGUUGAAUGUAGGCCUAUUAAGGCUAAAACUGGAAACAAUACCUGUUUACAGUUUCAGUGUAGUUGCCCCUCCCUUCAGACAGAUAUAAGGCAGUGUCCAGCAGUAAUCUGACCAGAACUGAAGAAGAGGCUUGGACGAGCAGUGAAACAUCUUCUCUCCUACAGCGGUUCGGCCAGUUGAUAGAUUUAACUUUGGCUUUUACUAUAUUUCUGUUAGCCCCUCUCUCUUACUCCCUUCUCUCCCACUGAUGUUGCACCAUGAUAAAGAAUGCUCUGUGGAAUAGUCAUAGGUAGUAGUACAAAGUUUAAUAAUUGGGGUUGUGUUUGGAGUUCAUAUUUUUAACAACUACGAGGGCGUUAACAUUUGAGGCAAAACUGAAAUUUGAAUGGUUUAAGACAAGAAUUCAAUGCCAUUUAGAACAACUUAAGGUUGUUCUAAAAAAAUAAUAGGUAAGCGUUUGUUUGGCAACGGGAGCAUUUGCUUUGUUCAUAGAGGAUUUUCUAUUGGCUAAACAACUGCAGACUUUGCUUUUUCAUUUUGGUUCAGUUGUGAUACACUGGGCAGCCUUGGUCACAGGAAGUUGUUUGCACAUGAUUCUCAUCCAACGACAUCUCUAAUUGAAUAAAAUGGCUGUCACUUUUUAGUAGCUUUUGUUUGGUUCUUAUUUUACAAACAUCUUAAUGUGUAAAGGCAACAUCAAUGUAUUUUUUUCCUCCACAUUCAUAUACUGUACCAGAAGUGUCUUCUUAUACAUGUUUUAAUGAAAUGUUUGGUACAGGCCCUUUACAGUUGAGUGUGGUCCACAGACUAUGUAUAAAUGGACAUAGCUAACCUGCUAGCCGCUUCGUUCUAAAUAGGAAGUCAGUACGCGCUUCUGGCUCCAUCGACUCUGACUCCAAUUCACUUUAUCUUGAAAAACUGUCCCCUCUCUCUGUAACUGCUGCUGUCAGACUCAUCAUUUUAGUCUUAGAUGUUCAUAUUAACCCGCUCUACAUGAUCCUGUGGUUUUAAUUUUGCUAUUGUCUGUAACUCAAGAUAUGAACAUUAAUAACAGGCAAAUCAGCUGCCUUCUUUUCCCAAAGUCGCUCCUGCUAGCAUUAGCAACAGGUUUGAUUUACAGCGUUGCUAAGUGCCCGCUCACUGCUAAACCAGCGGUGCGAGUGGGAAGGGGUGUUAUCUUUAACAGCCUUGCUCCAGAUUGGCUCUUUGGUUCCUAUGAUACUCUAAAUGUGAAACUCUACUCCAAAUUGGCCUCUAGAACUGCUAGCCUUAAUGAGCUUCAUUUGGAGCUGAACGCUGUGGGUGACGUCACACUCACUUAGUCCACUUGUUUAUACAGUCUGUGGUGCAGUCGCGUUGAUGAAUAACUUCGGUCUAUGCAUUGUUUAUAAUUGUGUGUUUGGGAUUUGUCCUGGUUUGUGUUCAGAAAUGUGUUUUAUUUCAAAUACUGUAGAAUUUUACUGUUGUAUAACUGUAAAUGUUAUGGGUGAGGCAAACAUUCAUGUUUCCGUGCGAAUGAUGAAAAUAUUUAAUUGUUUAUAACAGUUUGUACAGUUGAAGCUUACAUGACUUCGUUGCUGGGUUUCAGAAGGCCUCAGAGUUUUGUUUACGCCUUUAGUGUUUAAAGAUGCACUGUGUAACUUUAAUAAUGAAGGGUAACCCACCUGCUCCUCUCCAUGGAGAUGUAAUGUUGCCUGGAAUGGUCCACUGUGUGGCGUUAUAUUUAUCUGUAUUGAGAGACAAGCAGGUGUCAGGGUCCCAUCAGAAAAAUUACAUAGUGCAGCUUUAAUUGAGGUGUGGGCAGUCUUUUUUUUUUUUUUUUUUUUUUUAAAGAUGCCGUGUGAUCAAAACAUGUGUCUAUGGAGAUGUUGAAUGUCCUACAAUGUCCUGCAUUACAUUUAUCCAUUUACUGGUAUUUUUUAAGAUAAAGAAAACAUGCACGCUUACUGCUCUUGGGCUUGCCUCUUCACAGAUUUAACUUAACCAUAUUGUGGAGCGUGCCAGGUACAGCAAUAACAUCUCCAUAAGAGAAAAGUGACAGAAUGCGCCUUUAAGUCUCAGUUUAUGUAUGUUUGAGUAACUAAAAUAUGUUGUAUUUUACCACUCAAAAUCAAAUGGCUCAUAUUUCAG